Molecule: messenger RNA, 3885 nt
Organism: Marchantia polymorpha subsp. ruderalis
Lineage: Eukaryota; Viridiplantae; Streptophyta; Marchantiopsida; Marchantiales; Marchantiaceae
Source: the annotation of a GenBank genome assembly
CAGCGGCAGCGUCAGCGUCAGCAGCAGCGAGCGAGCUCUGGGUCGCCCACUUGAACAAGAGCCAGCGGAGAGCGAGUUUUCGGAUGUAUUGCAUUGCAUUGCUCGGCAUUGCACCGCCAGCCACCAGCGCCUUGCUUCCUGCGCUUCCGGACACUUUUGGGUGCGAGACGAGGAAAGAGGAGAAGAGCGAUUCGAGGGAGAGCGAGUCAGUCAGUCAUUCAGUCAGUCGAUCGACCAAUCAAUCAAUCAUUCAAUCGGUUGGUCGGUCUCAUAGUAAUCGAGCAAUCGAGCGAGAAGCGAGUCGCUCCCGUGCCUCGACAGUACCAACGAGCGACCAGCAGUAGCCGCGGUUCGUGGUGGUGGUCAUCGCCGUCGCCCAAUCUCAACAAAUCCUCCAUCAGCUCGCAUUGAUCAACAAUAUCUCUGCAGCAGCGAGAAAGGCAGGUGCGCUGAGGAGGUCGAGAGCCUGGCGAGGCUGGAUUCUGCACGGGACUGGACUGGAACUGCACUGGGCCUUCGACGUUCGCCGCUGUGAGUGCGUUCAGAUCUAUCUGCCUACCUUCUUGCGGCGGUUGGUUUCGGGCUCGGAGCUGCAUUGGGCCGGACCGAAGGAGAGAAGAGAAGAAGAGAGAAGAAGAGAAGAAGAGAGACUGAGCCUACGACUAGUUUGAGAAGGACAGCGAGAGAGAGAGGGUGAAGAGGUUUGUGGGAGGAGUGUGGUGAUAAGUAAUAGAGUGGUGAGGUUUUGUGAAGAGAGAACAGAGAGACAGAAAAGAGAGAGUUGGGAACAUAAUCCUGCCUGCAGUGGUGGGUUGUUGGUGUUGUGGACUGCAGAGAGAGGUGAAAUUCUACCAGAGAGAGAGGUGAUACUUUUUUCAGCCCGUCUCGGAGAAAGAAAUACAGGAGGCGAGCGAGGCAAGCAGUAGGCAAGUACGCUACUCCGGCGAAGAAUUGGAGUACGGCUGUUAGCUUCGGGAGCGGAGCUGGCGAGCGGUCAACGCCUGGGAUGCACAUUGAUUGAUUCUUCGUGGACGCAAACAAUUGGCUCGUUAAUCUCUGGGGCCGUUUUACGUGACUUGGAGCGGGCGGAGGGAUCAGAAUUUUAGCAGUUUUCGCAGUGUUUACGUGACUGCAUUUUCGAAAAGACGGAGGAGUCGGUGCUGUCACUUUUCACCGAACUGAACUGUCACUUCCCGUUCUCGACGGCAGGUGUUAUCUUUUCUUCCUCAGCAAUUCAAGCUGAUCUACACUUUGAUUGGCAAGCUUUACUUAACGAAGCUUGCAAUGGCGGUACGAGCAGCCAUUCAACUGCUGCCUGCUGCUAUGAUCAUAGCAGAGUAUGCGGCUCAGCUCCACACUGCUCCUGAGGAGGGUAAGUAGACGGACGUACAGAUUGACAGCGCGGAGCAUUGUGGUCUUGUGGGUUCCUCUCUAGACCUGAGGGUGCCAAUUACAAGCGAGGAGCGUGGAUAGUACUUCAGUAGUGUUUCCUCCACAAAUUACCGUGCAACGCAGGCAGGAGGAAACAGAGUCGGAGAGCAAGCAUGUUGUUUAAAAAGAAUGGAGGCGGUUCUUCGGGCCGCAAUGGAUUGGGGCGCUCAGGAAGCGUGCGACCAGUGGGGGACAAGGAGUGCAGAAUGCUGGCACCCGUGAGCGAAGGACCCACACCCGAGGGGUUCGAGAACAACAAACAGCGCAAGGAUGGAGCCUGGAAUCAGAUGUGGCAGAAAACUAGUCUCCACUUUUUCGGUAACAAACGUGCGGACCUGCGCAUGCUUCUGGGCGUUCUUGGCGCUCCCUUGGCCCCCAUCCCCGUACCCGGCGCCGUCAAAGAGAUCACUCCUCCCCGAGCUUCUCCCAAAGACACUGACAUUGAAGCGUCUUCUGCGCAGUACAUUCUACAACAGUACAUCGCCGCCACCGGGGGCUCAAAGCUCCAAAACUCAAUCUACAAUUUCUUCGCUGCAGGCAAAGUGAAAAUGCUUGCGUCAGAGUACGAAACAGCGAACAAGCUAGUUCGACCGAGGAGUACAGCCAAGGCAGCUGAGGUCGGGUGGUUCAACUUGUGGCAAAUGCAGCCCAACAUGUGGCUCGUCGACGUGGAGCUGGAGGCUGAUGGUCACAGAGUGCAUGUGAGCGCCGGAUGCGACGGCAAGCUAGUGUGGCGCCAUACCCCGUGGUUAGGAGCCCAUGCCUCCAAGGGUCCUGUCCGACCUCUUAGGCGAGCUCUUCAGGGAUUGGACCCGAAGACAAUUGCCACCAUUUUCACGAAUGCUCGAUGCGUCGGUGAGAAGAAAAUCGACGACGAAGACUGCUUCACUCUGAAGUUGGCCACGGAUCCGGACACGCUGAGUUCACGGAGUGCAGGACCCGCUGAGAUCAUUCGCCAUGUGCUUUACGGGUACUUCAGUCAGAAGACGGGUCUUCUGGUUCGUAUAGAGGACUCGCAUUUGACUCGAAUUCAGAAUCAUGGAGAGGACACCAUCUACUGGGAAACGUCGAUCGAGUCGACGUUGGAGGACUACCGGGAGGUGGAUGGACUGACCAUAGCGCACGGGGGGAAAUCGGUGGUGACGCUCUUUAGAUUCGGAGAGGUGGCCAUGAGCCAGGUGAAGACGCGCAUGGAGGAGGUGUGGACGAUCACGGAAGUGGCACUGAAUGUACAAGGAGUCUCGAACGAAACAUUUCUACCGCCCGCCGACAUUCGAUCGAGCCCCAUAAGCGAGGCGUGGGAGCUUCCGCAUGGGGAGAGAGGGAAAGGAGGUGCCGGCCGGUCCCGAGUUGCCGCCGUGGACAAGCCCCUGGACGAGGACACAGUCAUAUGGAGGGUGGAAGUUUGAGAGAAUGAUGAUGAAACAGAGAGUAUUUGAAACAAUCGUUAUAUAUGCACAGCAUACACAUCUUUGUUGUAUCUACAUUUAUAAGCGCUGAGACUGGGACCGUGUUUCUUCCUGUGUGGUGAGAGAGCAGAGCUGAAUCAGUUGCAUGCCCAGUUUGGCGAGAUCGGGCCUGAAGCUCAGCAGGGCAAUUUUGGAUGAGAAAUGUUAGGUGGCAAAGAAGCAGAAAGCCCUUUUUGCAGCAUUCUCGGGAUAAACCUUCACCAGCUGCGUCUCAGAGCUGGUGAAGCUUUAUCCUCUGAAGUGCGGUUAGAAUAAUAAGCAUUGACGGAUGUGGGGGCUGCCUACACACAAGAGAUUCUUGAUGUAACAUAUCAUAGGAAUGGUUCUUUGAGACCUGUACACUAGCGGGUCAUCGCAUUUCCCAAGCAGACUGCAGGAAGAUAUCAUGAUGGUGGAAAUUGUGAGUGACAGCUCGGGGAGACGCAUGCUCGCGUGCAUGUAUCCCCUUACUGAAGGAAGGAUGGCCGCCAUCUCUACUGAAAUCUAGUUGAACUUUUAAGAGAUUGGAGAGAGUGAGAGAAAGAGAGGGAGAGGGAGAGGGAGAGAUGGGUGCAAAAAGAGAGAAAGUGCUAAUUAAAGUCUUAAAUAGCAGAAUCUCAGUAUGUAGGGUACAUAUUGCUUAGUUUCUUUUGGAGCUGUUGUGGAAGCUGUAUAAAUAAUCAAAUGACCGAUAAUCCUGGUCAGACUCCACUUUUUCAAUUUGAACCUUCAUAAUAUACCUGUUACCUGUUCAUGCAGAUUGGAUCAGACCUACCAGAUAUUGACACAUAUCUGGCUGCCGAUUUGGGUUGGUUAUGAUAUUCCUCCUCUCUCUUCUCUGACUAGAACCCCGUGCCUGGGAAGCAAGCAGUGCAGUGCCUUCGCCCAUUCCUCUCUCGAUAGUGCGUCUCCGUGAAGAAGUUCGGGCACUGCCAGCUAGAGUCGGGUCCUCCAAAGCGGACCUCGAGUUUCAACAUGUGUUCCUAUCAAGAAUCAUUGAAAAUCU